Molecule: messenger RNA, 1967 nt
Organism: Betta splendens (Siamese fighting fish)
Lineage: Eukaryota; Metazoa; Chordata; Actinopteri; Anabantiformes; Osphronemidae
Gene: hnrnpl
Product: heterogeneous nuclear ribonucleoprotein L
Exons: 14
Coding region: 76-1665 (529 amino acids)
Biological process (GO): regulation of RNA splicing; mRNA processing
Cellular component (GO): nucleus
Molecular function (GO): mRNA binding
Source: RefSeq, a predicted model, not a curated record
UUUUAGUGUACAAACAGUAUUCCGUUUUCCUACACCGUGAAUGCAUCACUUGUCCGGCACAGGAUACAGGACAACAUGGCUGCUGCUGCAGGCCGAUACUACGGAGAAGGUGGCAGAGCAACGAAAAGACAGAAAACCGAGGACGGAGGAAUGACAACGGAGAGCUACGAUGACCCUCAUAAACCUCUUCCUUCACCAGUGGUGCACAUCAGGGGCUUGGUGGAUGGAAUUAUGGAGUCUGACUUGGUGGAGGCCUUACAGGAGUUUGGUGCCAUCAGUUUUGUUGUUAUGAUGCCCAAGAAACGCCAGGCCCUGGUGGAAUAUGAGGACAUGAAUGGCUCCUGCAAUGCGGUAACAUAUGCAGCAGAGAACCAGGUUUAUAUUGCUGGCCACCCUGCCUUCAUCAAUUACUCCACUAGCCAAAAGAUCUCCAGGCCAGGAGACUCUGAUGACACUCGGAGUGUCAACAAUGUCCUGCUGCUUACGAUCAUAAACCCAAUCUAUCCUAUCACCACGGAUGUUCUCUACACCAUUUGUAACAACUGUGGUCCUGUACAGAGAAUUGUCAUCUUCAGAAAAAAUGGUGUUCAGGCAAUGGUCGAAUUUGAUUCAGUCCAAAGUGCCCAGAGGGCCAAAGCUUCUCUUAGUGGGGCAGACAUCUAUUCUGGCUGUUGCACUCUAAAGAUUGAAUAUGCCAAGCCAGCUCGCCUUAAUGUCUUCAAGAAUGAUCAAGACACAUGGGACUACACAAACCCCAACUUAAGUGGUCAAGAUGCUGAUGGUGAAGGCAAUUGGAACAAUUCACAAGAUCCUAAUGCUAAUCCCAACAAACGACAGAGACAGCCUGCUCUUCUGGGCGACCACCCACCUGAUUAUGGUGGCCCACAAGGAGGCUAUCAUGGCUACAAUGAUGACAGCUUCGGCCCUCCCCCCCACCAACGAAUAGGGCCAGGGAUGGGUGGACGCAGUCGUGGGGGCCAGCGCUAUGGCUCUGGUUACGGACCACCACCCCCUGAAUACGGCCCUCAUGCCGACUCCCCAGUUCUUAUGGUAUAUGGUCUUGAGCCCUCCAAGAUCAACGCUGACAAGGUCUUCAACAUCUUCUGUCUGUACGGCAAUGUAGAAAGGAUUAAGUUCAUGAAGAGUAAACCUGGGGCAGCAAUGGUGGAGAUGGGAGACUGCUACUCUGUAGACAGGGCCAUCACACACCUCAAUAAUAACUUCCUUUUUGGACAGAAACUUAACGUUUGUGUGUCCAAACAGCAAGCUAUCGUACCAGGACAGUGUUACCAGUUAGAGGACAACACUAGCAGCUUUAAAGAUUUCCAUGGAUCCCGCAACAAUCGCUUCACCUCUCCAGAGCAAGCAGCCAAAAACCGAAUACAGCACCCCAGCAAUGUCCUUCAUUUCUUCAAUGCACAGCCCGACAUAUCCGUAGAAAUCUUCAACCAGAUCUGUGAUGAAGUGGGCAUUAAGAGCCCAACAAGUGUGAAGCUUUUUACUGGAAAGAGUGAGCGGAGUUCAUCUGGUCUGCUGGAGUGGGAAUCGAUCAAUGAUGCCAUGGAGGCCCUAGCUAUGAUGAACCAUUACCAGCUGAAAAACCCUAGUGGGCCUUACCCAUAUACACUCAAACUGUGUUUCUCAACCACACACCAUGCAAACUGAACCUUGUGUUCUCUCUAAUGUUUUGUGUCUUUGCAAGUGUCUCCUGCAGUUGUUCUGUCUCGUCCCAUCAGCCAGUAUUGACGAUUAAUGUCUUUAUGUCUUUUACAACAUUGAACUUAACAUUUAACAUUGUAACUUUAAGGUUAAUCUUUUAACUUUCACUCCAAUUCUGUUUAUUUUAUAUGUUCACAACAUUAGAUUAAAAAAAAAACAUGCACUACCCUGAGAAAUAAAUUUACAAUGUUGACAAGGAGCCACAAGGUGAAUACUGAUUAAACUGGUCAGCUCAUUUACAGACAUGA